Messenger RNA from Lepisosteus oculatus (spotted gar), 6928 nucleotides. Its product is annotated as lysine-specific demethylase 9. The record is from RefSeq and is a predicted model, not a curated record. Gene Ontology annotation, cellular component: nucleus. NCBI's taxonomy places the organism in Eukaryota, Metazoa, Chordata, Actinopteri, Semionotiformes, Lepisosteidae.
CCCACCAUCCCGGUUCUUAUUUAGUUUAAAGGGAGUUAAAAUAAAAGCUGGGAAACAAAUUCCUUUUGGAGGUCCUUCAUUAUAUAAAUGUAUUGAAGUGUCCCCCAUACCGUGGGACAUAUAAAGAUGAAGCCUUCGGAUGUACUGUAAAAGUUACGCGUUUUGAUGUUUCCACUCAGUUGUCCCGCAGUUCCCGCAGGUCGAAGUCAUUUCUGCCACAGUGGAUGCUGCUGCUGCUCUAGCAUUUCACGUUGCUCUAGGACUACUCUAGGGUCCCUUAAUAACUCACCAUUGUAUCGGGGCUUUCAAUGGUUCGAGAAGAAAGGCGUUUCAACGUGUCCAGAUGCAGCUUUACACGCUGAAUGGGUUUAUAGCCAAGCUCCAAAUUCGUCCGUACUCCAAUAUCUGCCGUGGGAUUCAGUUUGAUUCCACGUGUAAAACUGCACGUGGCUUUGGAAGCUAUUUCGUUCCACAAUCAUUAUAAUAAUAAUCUCCUCGAACGGUUUACCUGUUAACUUGCCUGUCUGGACUCUGACUGCAAUCUAUUUGUUCUGCAGUGUUCUCAACGUCCACUUACUCAAGAAAGUCCAAGCCAGUGAACCUUUCGAGAGAAACUUCCCAGCCUAAGCAGCUUCUCCAUAUAGAUUUAUAUCCAUAAACGGCACAGUACUUUCAGAAGCACACGUAAAACCUCUUAACCACGCAGUUGUUUUUUUGCGCUAGAGCAACCUUCUCGAUGAACCGCCCAACUUCAUAUAUCCAUUACGUCAGCCACAGAACAAGAUGCGUGCGUUCGUGCACGCAUCCCAUUCGCCUCGCCACCAUGCAUUCACUACAAAUCCCAAAAGCCUCCGCGAAGUACGCUUGCUCAAUACGCUAAACUGCCUGUUAAAACUACAGCCUGUUGGCUUCUCAGUUGGAUGGGAACUACACUUCCCAGUAGUUUCGCACAUGCGUGUGUAAGGUUUCCAAGCCAUUUAAAUCUUGUUUGCAAAAUGGCUUCGCAGGUCGGUGUGGUUCGCGUAAAAGUGGAAGAAAAGGUGAGAGACAGUCUGGAUAAAACAGCCAAAGAGAAAAAGAAAAAGAAAAAAAGGGAGUGCUCGCCCUCCGCGGAUAAGCGGGAGAGAUCCGAGAAAGAAGCGAAAAAAGUCAAGCUGCAUCACCACCAUCAACAUGUUCAACAACAGCUGCCCCAGCCGCAGUCACAACAACACAUCGCUCAGCCCCGCUACGCCUCGGAGCAAGCACCCCUCCAGCAACAUCACCACCACAGCGCCAAGAAGGAGCCGCUGUUCACCGGAUCCCCGAGGAUGGUGGUAACCCCGCACCAGGAGCACAAGCCUCUGCCGUCCGUGUUGCCGCAGGUGCCCACGGGGCUGUUCACCUUCACUCCGCUCAAACUGGCCAAGGCCAAGAGCCACUGCAAGGAGAAGCACGGCGACAAAGACCCCAGACUCAAACCCAAGAAGGAGAACAGCGAGAGCAACGUGAAGACGGCUCCGAGCAAGAAGAAGAAAGAGGCGCGUGAUGAGAACGGCAAAACGCCGCCAGCAGACGAGUACCUGCUGAAGAAGAUGAAGAAGAAGAAGAAGAAAAAGCACCGGGAGGACGAGCGCGGUAAGCGGCUCAAGAUGUACAACAAGGAGGUCCAGACGGUGUGUGCGGGCCUGACCGGGCUCGCCCCCGAUGCUGAGGUGCCUCAGGGGCUGCCCGACUCCGCCAUCAAGUACCUCAAAGACGAGCGGCUGUGCCAGCCGGGCCUGGGGACGGAUGAGUACCGCACGCCCAACGGGGUGCAGAUCCCCUUCCUCUCGCACCACGACCACUUCAUCCGCAGCACCUGCCUCCAGACCGGCACCAAGUACGGCCGCUUCAUCCAUGAGGAGCGCCAGCCCAACGGGGGCGCCGAGGUCCUCCACGCCUACAUGGACGAGCUGUCCUUCCUGCCGCCGGCCGAGAUGGAGCGCUUCGCCGAGGAGUUCCUGCGCCUCACGUUCAGCGAGAGCGAGAAGAACGCCGCCCGCUAUGCGCUGGCUGUGGUGCACGGCGCCGCGGCCUACCUGCCCGACUUCCUUGACUACUUUGCCUUCAACUUCCCCAGCACGCCGGUCAAAAUAGAGAUCCUGGGAAAGAAGGAUAUUGAGACCACCACUAUCUCCAACUUCCACUCUCAGGUCAACCGCACAUAUUGCUCUGGCACCUACCGGGCCGGUCCGAUGAGACAGAUCAGCCUUGUUGGGGCUGUGGACGAAGAGGUGGGGGACUAUUUCCCAGAGUUCCUCGACAUGCUGGAAGAAUCCCCCUUUCUAAAGAUGACGUUGCCCUGGGGCAGCCUGUCCAGCCUGAAGCUGGACUGCCGCUCUCAGAGUGAUGACGGUCCCAUCAUGUGGGUCAGGCCAGGGGAGCAGAUGGUACCGACGGCAGACAUGCCAAAGUCCCCCUUCAAACGGCGCAGGUCAAUGAACGAGAUCAAGAACCUGCACUACCUGCCUCGGACCAGCGAGCCGCGGGAGGUGCUGUUCGAGGACAGGACACGGGCCCACGCCGACCACGUGGGCCAGAGCUUCGACUGGCAGAGCACAGCGGCGGUGGGAGUGCUGAAGGCCGUGCAGUUUGGAGAAUGGAGUGACCGACCUCGGAUAACCAAAGAUGUGGUCUGCUUCCAUGCUGAAGACUUCAGCGAAGUGGUACAGAGACUUCAGUUAGACCUGUAUGAGCCUCCAGUGUCUCAGUGUGUCCAAUGGGUGGACGAUGCCAAACUGAACCAGCUGCGAAGGGAAGGAAUCCGCUACGCCAGGGUCCAGCUGUGCGACGACGACAUUUACUUCAUCCCACGCAACGUCAUCCACCAGUUUAAAACUGUGUCUGCGGUCUGCAGCCUAGCCUGGCACAUCCGUCUGAAACAGUACCACCCUGAGGCCGAGGGCUCGGCGAGUGCAGAGCGCGACCGGAACUGUUCAGAGUGCAGCGCUCCUAAGGACACGGACGCCAAAGCGCCCAGCUCGGCGCCGCAAUCGGAGCCGGUGGGAGCUGAGGCACAUAGGCAGCCUUUGUCAAACAAGCCCCUGUUUCAGAAGCCAGCGACACCACCCAGAGAGCCCAGGGCGGCCACCCAGUAUGCCAAAAUACCACCACCACCCCCCUCCCACCCGGAGCCAGCCAGAUCCUUGGUCCCACAGACGGACACACUUCCUCAGAGCCCAGGCAGCCUAUCAGGACACUGCAACUCCCAGCCUGACCCAUCCCAUUCUACCCAAUAGCACCAACCUGUUACUGACGUCAGUUGUUUUUUUUAGGGGAAGUGGGUAUUUAAAGAAAAGGCAUUGAUUCUGCAUAAUAAUGACAUACCACAGUGUCAAAAAGAAAUGUGGGACUUUUUAUAUACAAGCUGAUUGUAUACAUUUUUUAAACUAAAUAUAAUGGAUUGUUUUAAAAACAAGGACUUGGAACUACUUGUUUCCAGUUUAUAUAAACAUAGAGACCAUUAAUAUAGAAGUCAGUGAAAUUUCGGUGUUUUAUGUUCAUGGAAAAAAAAUCAGUAGCAUAUUUGAAAGACCUGAGGUUUUUUUAAAGGGUUUCAUAUUUUAAUCUUUACAAAAUACAAAAAAUGUAAUAUCAUUGUGCUGUUUGGUUUGUUUCCGUUGAUAAACGGCAUUUAUUCUUUUAACCACGACUGCUCCCGUUAGUCCAAAGAAGGUGUUUUUUUUAUAUAAGUUUGGAGUUCCCAGUUUUUCUUUUUGAGGGGAGACCCAGUUUGGCAUUACCCAUUGCUUAUUUACACCUUGGCACAGAGCGUCCACCCCUGCGCUGGGCAAGGAGGAGGAGGGGCGCAGAGGCUAAUUCUGACGCACUCACCUGUGGAGGCGGUGGCCUGGCGGCAGGGUCAGUUCCUCCUUGGAACGUGGCAUGUUCUUCCCCGAUGUCACUGCAAAUCCGCAGGAGUUGCUGAUUUGCCGAGAGCAGAGAGAAGUCCCAGCUUUGCUGCCUUGCUUGAACCGCUGCACGACGGUCUACUGACGUGACCCAGAAUUACAGAUUUCUCAGUCAUUGAGCUUGGACUGCACUCUUGGGAGCCUUCCAUAGGCGUCUUUGCUAGCUGGGCAUCUGUGGAAGGUGUCCAUUCAGCUUGGUGCUGAUACUCAGCCCUGCUGUCCACACCAUAUCUUCAUCUCCCCCAGGCCGCUAGGAGGCAAAGCUGCAGUGACUGGAACAAUAGGUGACUUUACUAAACAAGGUAGUGCAUAAGGUGCAAAACCGAGUUCAUCCGAAAGUCUUAAAGAGGAGUGAAUCGCCCUUUCUGUCUCCUGCAGACAUGAACUUGCCUGCUUGUAGUUUUCCCAUUGAAGGAUGUUGUUGCAUAUUCAUUUCAGGAAGAUGUUUUCUUUCAGGAGUAAAAACAAAUUGAAGUUUUUGUUCCUGCAGAAAAAGUCUUUUUCUGUGUCACAAUUGAGUUCAACACAAGUUAAAAGCACUAGUCGCAAAGCAGAAAUGAGCCGGGGGGAAAAAGCUACUGAAGAGGCCCAUCAUGGUCUGUUUGGGAGUGUAACAGCAGUCAUUGACAUUGGUUGAGUUAUUUUCUGAGCCCCCCACCCUUUCAUUACAGACUUGAAAUCACUUGCAAACAUGAGCUUUUCCUUCAGUCUCAGAUGUACCGUCUAUAAAAGUUCUGUGAGCUUCAGAAUUGUGCAUUCUCCUCUUCGAGGAGUGAAGUUGAAUGGAAGAUGGUUUUCUUUCAGUUCUCAGUGAUAAAAAAUAGUGGUCCUUCUUGUACACCAAAACCUUUCAAAAUAGCAGUCCUUGUUCUUUGCAUUUUUAAAUGAAUGCAAAUGAAGAUUGCAUAAAGAAGGGAACACCUCCUUUUCAUCAGGGCAGUGAUGAGACUGUUCUGUGGGCGUGGUCAUGCAAUGGAUCACUUCUGAACCAUCUGGUUGUUUUUAGGCUCGCAGUUUUUGGUCCUUUUGAAGUAACGUUUUAAGAUUGUAUUAAUCUCUCAGGAACUCUGGGCACAAGUCCAUCAGCUCCUUCCCAGCAGGGGAAGGGGGAUUUUUUAAAGGGAAAUAAGGAUAGGGGAGGAGAAUAAACUCUUUACAGUUCCUGUGUUCUGCGGUAAUGAAAAGGUUUCCCUGCUGGGAACUUAAUGAUUGAACAGCGCCCUUGGUGGCGAUAGGUUUGAAAUUUCAGUCACGGCUGAGCUGUCUCGUCUCUAGCUUGAUGCUUUUCUGUCUCAGGGGCUUGAGAAGGAGUGACCAGAAAGGGCUUUGAUGUAAGGGUUUUCAAUAAUGUGUUGACAUGCUUUAAAAUGUGUAUAAAUACUGGGCCUGUGGACAAUGGAGAGCACUUAGCAUUGAUUGAAAUUGGAAAAAUAUAAUUCUCCAGGUUGCUUAGAAUGAAAACCUGGAUUUUGUUUUGCCUUUAUUCAAAAGCAUUUUAAAUAUUUUGUUUUUCUCUGUAAUAUUUCAUGAGCUUUAACAUAGGCUGCACAAAGUAUUGACUUCUCCCAGGCAUUUUCCUUUUAUAUACCUUUUAUAUACCAUUGUAAGUGUUUUUAAAUGUUUCAAAAGUAAAAAUUGUUUUCAGGUUUGAUACCUGAUGACCAUGGGUGUCAUGUAUCGUAUAUUAUCUUUAACCAAGGAAAACAAUACUUUUUUGCACAAUGUCAAGAGGGUUCUUGUAACCAGUGUGUUUUUAUAUUCUGUUCAAAGAGUUGGCAGCUAACAUUUGUUCUCCAGUGUGUGGGGUCAGCAAUAGUCUGCAUUCAGUGUUUUAUUCGAAUAGGAAAAUGUUCCCAAGGCAAUUUUAAUUAAUCUAAAUUUUCUUUAUUGACCAUCACCUAAAAGCAAUGCAGAGUGUGCUACUGUUGAUGUGUUCCUUUAUAAUGAUGUCUUUUAUAAUGUAUAGAUGUUCUCCUUAGGUUAAGUCCUUUGCUUUCCUUUAUUUUGUAAAUGUACUUAUCUCCACAUGUUAAAUAGUUUUCAGUGCACUGAUAACAUUGUGGACUUUUGGUACGUUUUCAUUCAGCAUAGCCACCAAGCUUAUAUGAAGAAAAAUCUAAUGGCUUUUGAAAUUGAAAAGUGAGUGCAAUUGUAGUUAGGAGUAAUACUGUAUGUGUGAUUAGUCACUGUCGAUUCGAGAUUUCUGUAUUGCUCAUGCACUUUGUAGAUGCUCAUUUUAGGGCACUGUUUUAUUUCACCAAAAGCGAUACACUUAAGCAAGUGGUAAAUACUUGCUGGUUGAACCCAGCUCUUGCGCCCUCAAAAUUAAUGCAUCUUCAAAGCAUGCCUCUUAGAUAGUUACUGAUGUCUGGAUCUUUUUCAAAAUGAAAUUAUUUCCUUGUCCACUGCCUUGCUUCCCAGAAUGGUUUUGGUGACACUUUGGCACUCUGAAGGCUCAUGAGGUUUCCGGCUUAGCCUUUUUUAUUCCUCUGUAAAAACCCUGCCUUGUUUUAGAAUAGAGAUAUUUAUUUAGUGUUUUUUUUUAAUCCCAUGUCAUUUUAAAAGUUAAAAUACAUAAUGUUCAAAGGGAAUCCAAACAAUUGAACUCUACAAAAUCUUUAGCCCCAGAUAAGAUUAAAAGGAAUAGGCAGCUGUUCUGACUUUAUUUUAGUUUGGUUUUCUAGACAGUACUGUCUCUUUCAUGUGAGUUUGCCUGGAGAACAAGGCAUGCUUUGUGUAACCGUAUUUUCAAUAAUAGUUCUUGUUGAUUUCUGUAUAAAAAGGUUUUUCUAUGUACUAUUAAAAAGAAAAAGUAAUGUGUAGUAUGAGGAUAAUAGUUAACCUUUUUUGGAUGAAUAUAGCCCUUUAACAUUUACUAGAAAACUGUAAAAGUGUGAAUCUUUUCAGCUCCUUUCUAUGAAAAAAACCUCAUGCAAGAUGGAAUGCAUAGUCAUUUUUCUUGUAUUUUUUUAAAUAAAUCAUUUUAAAAAUGUGAA